GAGGGUGGGAGAGGGGAAUGGCUGAGCACAGCACACAGAUAACCAGUGCAGAGAUGGACAGGACAUGAACCAUAAAUGAACAGAUAAAAGCGACAUUGUACAGCAUCCUGAGACACUGCCACGGGGUGAGAGGACCAGCACUGGCGAUCUCUGCACUGUGACUGCACCACAAUGAGAAGUGCGAGAGAUGAAGAGAAGCAGAGAUUGGACGAGUUCCUCUGUGAUCUGGCCCUCCUGGGCUCAUUACAAGGGUUCCGAUACUUUCAGCCUUGGCUUAGAGGGAGGGAGGAGAUACUGCUGACUGUGAUUAAUGACGAUCUGACCUGUCCAUCCUUGCGGUCACCCGCCUCUCUCAGCAGUGACUCCAGUUGUCACAUUUCUAUUUCCAGCUACGAGCCAGUUGCAAGCAGGGGACCUGCGCUCCUCCCUCCUGCCUCUCCGUGUGAUAGAGAAAUUGCUAUCCCGGAAACACAUUGCACUCUUUUUCUCCUGGCCGCUUACGCCAAGUAUGGCCGCCCUUAUGUCUGGGUGAGGUCCAAUCACCAGCGUCUGAUUGGGCCAGAGCAAGAUGAUGUGAACCUGAAGGAUAGCCCCCUCACACUUCAGUCCACCUCUGACUGGGACACAAAAGAUGUAGGAGUUUGGCACGUGUUGUGGGAUGUGGUAAAUGCUUGUGUUUCUCCACCUCCACGGAAUGCUCUAGCUGUGGACUUUUCUUACCUGCGGUCUCUCCCACUCUCGGAGCGUUCUCUCUCCUCUGGAGCUCUAAUUGGUUUCUUCCAUUGUCUGCUGCUCCGAGAACCUCGAGGGACUCCAUUAUACACCUAUGUCUGGGAAGAGUUGGGAGAGCUGACACGUCUUCAUGCACACACUCUACGGGAUCUAAAAGACAAUAAGUUGAUAAGGAGUACACUCUCAGAUCCUAUCCAGAACUUGGCUACCUGGAGUCACCAUUAGCUUAUAACGUUCCCCAGAUGGAAAGCACAAACAUUUCGAAAAAAUCCUAAUUUUCCAAAAUAUAUUCCAGAAUCUGAGAAAUCGUUCCUGAAAUAAACUUUAAAAAAAUUGUGUUUUGUCCAGCCAUACUAUAGAGAUGUGUUUUUUUUUUUUAUAAUUGUAUCUGUUUCCCAAAUCUGUACAUUUCAAGGAUCCACAGUCAUCUAGCAAUGUGGUAACAGUGGCCUUCCGAUGUUUCUUAUAUAUUCAUAUUCUUUCUUUAGAAUCUUACAAAUCAUAAAGCAGAAAAUAAACAGAGGCCAUUAAAUGUGUGAAUCACUCCACAAAGGGCUGGAACAGAGCAAAAGUAUGAGUAAGGAACAAUUGG
Messenger RNA from Pelobates fuscus (common spadefoot toad), 1324 nucleotides. RefSeq lists its product as uncharacterized. The transcript has 8 exons. The coding region runs from base 172 to 957 and encodes 261 amino acids. The record is from RefSeq and is a predicted model, not a curated record. Lineage: Eukaryota; Metazoa; Chordata; Amphibia; Anura; Pelobatidae.